Molecule: messenger RNA, 574 nt
Organism: Haemonchus placei
Lineage: Eukaryota; Metazoa; Nematoda; Chromadorea; Rhabditida; Trichostrongylidae
Source: the annotation of a GenBank genome assembly
AUGGGCACUCCAAGACACUCUACUGAGCUUUGUUAGAGGUUGAUGUAGUCGGGAACCACGCAACGUUGGCCUACGCUUUCGGAAUCGACAACCUCAUUGAAGUCACGAUCGGGCCAGUACGUGUUCAGUUCGUGUCGCAGAGCCAAAGAGCAGUACAUAUUCCCGCAAGCCAAUGGGGAUAGGUCGUGCGCAUUUGCGUCUUGGACACCCGUGAAUGGUUGGCCUUGCCGGGUAUCUAGUCCGAACUCAAUCUUGGGACCACGUAAGUGAUAGCUGUCACACCAACUCGAUGACCUGCUCACUUCUCAGCGUUCCUUGCCCAACACAAUGUGCCACUUCGACUUAUUCCUCACCACAUCUACAGUCUUAUCAUGUCGAGAUCCUUCAAAUAGAGAUUAUCCUUUUUAAUAAUCUAAUAAUCAUCGUAGUGCCAUGGGAAAACAAACGUCGUAACCUUUUGAUCGCCACCAACAUUUGCUCAGUGAUAGUCGCGCUUAACGACACAAGGGUUUAUACUGCCCUUAAAUGGUAUCUUUCGUUAGUCACGUUUGGCCUUCCAUAUCGUCAUUAUUAA